This is a messenger RNA of Gekko japonicus, 2526 nucleotides long. Its product is annotated as Krueppel-like factor 5. Gene Ontology annotation, molecular function: RNA polymerase II cis-regulatory region sequence-specific DNA binding; DNA-binding transcription factor activity, RNA polymerase II-specific. The coding region runs from base 108 to 1412 and encodes 434 amino acids. Lineage: Eukaryota; Metazoa; Chordata; Lepidosauria; Squamata; Gekkonidae. The transcript is spliced from 4 exons. Gene Ontology annotation, biological process: regulation of transcription by RNA polymerase II. The record is from RefSeq and is a predicted model, not a curated record.
CUUCGGAGUGCCUGAGCUUCUCAGUGCCUUGUCCCAAAGCUUUUUUCUUUCUUUCCUGAUUUGUGUUUCACAACUUGAUUGAGUGAGAGUGGAGGAAGCUGGGCAGGAUGAGUAGUGGGGGGCUUGUAGUAAGCGCCCCAAGUUCAGAUGAAAGCACAGCAUUUACGCUACUCAAGCCAGUCACUAUGUCCAGGGAGCCUACUGAAGACACGGCUGUCUUCGAUGACAUCAAACCCCCAAUACGGAUCCUGGACAAUCAACAUGAUUUGGCACAGGCACGCGCUGAAAUGGACAAGUACCUCUCUGGGCAAGUGCCCUUGGUGCCAAUGGUGCCCGAUAAGAAGUAUCGCCGGGAGAGCGCCUCGGUGGUGGAUGAGUAUUUCUCAACCGAGAAGCCACCUUCCACGCCCUACAGUGUGAAUAUCAAUGUGAUCCUGCCGGACACCACUCACCUGCGCACUGGGCUCUAUCGGCCCACCAAACCCCUGGCCCCCUUCCCCCAGAUCAAAAUGGAACCUGGCACCAGCUUUGCCCAACCCUGCUCAUCCGUUACUGGCCUGACCCAGACUCUGCCAGACUUCACCAGUGUCUUCAGUAUGCCCCAGUCGGUGGCAGCGAACAAUAUCUUCGUCAAGCAAGAGAUGCCCUCCGAGAUCCCUCUGUCAUCAAGCCUGCUCUACCAGUUGCCAUCUGGCCACAGUGGAGGAGAAAUGACCACAAUGGCACACUCCACGUGCAACACUACGGCCAUCAGCACCAUCACCGGAGUCGCCAUGUCCACCACCAGCUCCGUGCUGGACUCCAGACCCCUUCCCAGGCCCAUGAGGCCAGGCGGGCAGGCCAAGCCGUUCCAACCCACCUCCCAAGGGCAAGGCAGUUUCCACUUAGCAGGACAGUUCUACCCUGUGCCGGGAGUGAGCCUGCCCCCUUCGCCACCCAACUCGCAGCCCGGCAGUCCCGAGAACCAGCCGGAGCUCAUCAACACCAUCUCUCCGCCGCCUCCCUAUGAAGCCACUUUUGGACUGAAACUGGCUCAGCCAGGCCAGAUCCCGCCACUUUCGAACAGCCUGGGGAACCUCUCCCAGGGGCACGUCAUCAUGCCAGCGCCCAAGUACAAUCGGCGGAACAACCCCGAGCUGGAAAAAAGGAGGAUCCACCACUGCGAUUACCCUGGUUGCACAAAGGUCUACACUAAAAGUUCACACCUGAAGGCGCAUCAGAGAACACACACCGGUGAGAAGCCCUACAAGUGCACGUGGGAUGGCUGCGACUGGCGCUUUGCCCGCUCGGAUGAGCUCACCCGACACUACCGCAAGCACACCGGAGCCAAGCCAUUCAAGUGCAUUGCUUGUGGCCGCUGCUUCUCCCGCUCUGACCAUCUGGCUCUGCACAUGAAGAGGCACCAGAACUAAAGACUGGAGCACCAUUGUCCCACAGUGGUUCUCCCCGCUCUCAUUUUGUACAUAAGAACCAAACCUCACUGUGAUCAAAUGGCUACACAUCUGGAUGAAAGAAAAUCAAGCCACAGAAGGGGAAUGGCAUUCCAGAGCUCCAUCUCCAGAAAACGUGCCACUUAUUUUGCCCUUCAAGUGACCUUUCCACCUGCUUCUCUGGUGGGGCGUUUUGCCUCCUGAGGAAAGGCGACCCUAGGAUGUUCGGGCCUUUGGCUGAAGGUCCCUUCUACAGGCUGAUGGGUUUCAAGGAUCAUACAGAGCUUUUGUGGCCCUGACCUGUUUGAAAUGUCAAGUUGGAGCAAAUAACCUCACGACAACUACCACAGUCCCCUGGUUGACUGAGAUGCACCUCUGCCUCAGUUGCUCCAUUCAAGGGGUGGGGGUCAAUGGGGCAGCCUUGCCUCUGUCAUUAGACACUCCUGAGAGAAACGCCACACACGGCUCCCGUUCCCAUCACAGGCUCGGAUUCUAACCUGUUCAUGAGGACCAUUGGAUGGUGGAGGAAGAUGUUGGGCAAACACCAUGGAAAAACACCACAUUGGUUCCCAUAAUAUUUUGUGCCACUGCUCUCCCGGAAUGCAUUGCUAAUCUGCCUUUUGACAUGAGCACAAGAAAUAUAUUUUUAUUUUUUUGCUGUGGCCAGAUAUGGAUUUCCCCAAAUUUUAAAAGCAGCCUUGGAAACAAGUUCUGGUCAUUCUUCAAUCCCUAGAUGGAUUGUGCUGUUCCCCCCCCCCCCAAAAAAAAGUUCAUGGAGUGGGAGAAAGUGCUGCUACUCAUGCUGAGAAGAUUCCAGGAUUCCCCUCAAGAAUUCCAGGGAAUUAAUUAGACAGACAGACACUGAAAUGGCACAGAAGCACCAGCAAGGAUGAUGACAAAGUACACUCCAGUUCAGAUUCCACUUCAGUGCCCUCUGGAUUUAGCCCCUCCCAUGUUCUCUUGCGGAAGCAGGCUCUUUGGGUCGCCCUGGACUAUCUGUCAAGAAGGACUAGUUGGCCAUCUCUGUGGCACACACCUUCCACCCAGUGCUCCCUCUAAGCUGUGAGUCUUGUGAGCAAAAAUUCUACUUUGUGAG